AUGCCGGCUUCCUUAUACGAUUCUGAAUUGAAUACCUUCAUUGAUCGACUUCUCGAUGAACUUGGUCCUGAUGUUCAACUUGCUGGUCAGCCGCUUCCUACUUGGGAGCGAGUUGGCUUGCUGCAGCCUCAACAAAAUCAAGAAAAACUGUCAAUGGACGGUGAAGCCUUCGUCUCGAUUUGCUCUCCUCUUGCCAGCACUGUCCAAACCCUCCCCACAAUCCAGUCUUCCCCACUGAUUUCCCCUAAGCAUCUAGAUAUUAAGGCUUUUUGCAAAUCGCCCCAGUCAGCCAUCGCCCCUUGCAAGUCUUUCACAAAGCCAUAUACUGACCUUAUUCAGUCUAUCACUUCAUCCAGCACAUCUGUUGAUCCAUUUCGUCAGCCCUCAGGUGACAUUUUGGGAGAGAAUUAUGCUGAUUUGGAUAGGCGUUGUUCAAACCCCGUAGAAGCGGGCCUCUCUUUCAAUUUGGUUCAAUCUUCCAAGUCGGUGCCAACUUCUAGCUUUACAUCUGUAUCGUUCGAGCCCAUCAAUCGGCCUCAAACAUACUCCUCUCCCCCACCCAUCAUUGUUGAUUCACGUAUUCAUUCAUCUUCCUACUAUUCGAAGCAUGACAUGAUUUCUGGGUCUGCCGAUCGUGUGGUUGCCGCAGAAGCUUUGUCAGGACAUAAUUCUGCUGUCAGCUUUCCGACAUCUGGUGUACAAAUGGACUCGGACCCAUCAUCUUACCCUACAGGCUCUCUUUUGAUGGAUCUGUCUAGCUCAGGCUCACCAACCUUACUGCCAUCCAUUAGCAACCUGUCUCAUAAACUUAGUAACUCGAAAUCAUUGUUUCGGUCUGCUAAACUUAAGCACUGCGUUUCCCUGCCGAUACUUCGAUUGAAAUCGCCCUCGAAAUUAUUUCGGCCAUCCCAACGAAUUACGCUUCUCAAACCAGAGAGUAAAGCUGAUUCGAAUCUCAUGACACCCAAGUCUACAUUGGAAGGGCCAUUGGUAUUUCAUUCUUUGGCAUUCACAGAAGCUAAAAUUUAUCGCCCAAAAUCAGCUCCUCCUUUCGACCAAUCCUUUAGACUAUCUACUAAAGAGUUUUUAGCUAAUCAAUCUAACCACAUCACUCUUACUUCUCUGCCCUCUACUUCCAAGCAUAAAAGCCUUGUUACUACUGAUUUUCUCUCCUGUCCUAACGGAGCCCCUGGCUCAUCACUUUUAGAUAUAUUCGCUCCUUUAUCUCCAAUGCAACAGCCUCAACCGACCGCACUCUUGUCCAAGUCACCUAGUUUGGGCGAACGGUUGAACGAUCUCGGAUCUUUACCCGUUUUAGAUGGACAAACUUCCUGUUUACCCGAAGUCCCAACUUUCACUUCGCCGGCAAUUUUGGUUUCCCACACACGGAAUACAGCUCUCGCAUCCUUGGGCCAGCCUCUUGGGUCAUUGCCAGUUAGCCCUUUCUCUUUAAGCUCACAAUUGAAUUCACCUCCUACCGUAUUAUCUAAGGCGACGCCUACGGCCCUAAAGGUUGCUUCUUCGAAUGCCGAUUGCAGUGAUAUAUUCCCUUCUUGUACUUCGCGCUGCUCCAGAACCGCCGGCUGCUAUAAACGAAGCAGGCGAGCCAGCGGCCCCACGAAUCCGCUCAGUUUCUCUGUCUCUCUGGAAUCAAGAAGCUCUUCAUGGUCGCCAUCUUCGUCACCCAAGAGAACUCGUAUCGUUUUGGGGACUAAUUUGUCUCUAUUGCAUAAU
Protopolystoma xenopodis is the source of this 1734-nucleotide messenger RNA. NCBI's taxonomy places the organism in Eukaryota, Metazoa, Platyhelminthes, Monogenea, Polystomatidea, Polystomatidae. The record is from the annotation of a GenBank genome assembly.